Messenger RNA from Leptinotarsa decemlineata (Colorado potato beetle), 831 nucleotides. RefSeq names its product transmembrane protein 216. NCBI's taxonomy places the organism in Eukaryota, Metazoa, Arthropoda, Insecta, Coleoptera, Chrysomelidae. The record is from RefSeq and is a predicted model, not a curated record. Gene Ontology annotation, cellular component: ciliary transition zone. Gene Ontology annotation, biological process: non-motile cilium assembly.
AACCGUAACCUAAAAAAGGUUCUGUAACAGAUACUACAACAAUAAAAUUCAUGAGGAAAUAUUUCUUUCGUGUAGUUAUGCAGUAUAGAACUUGAUGUGAGCUCAAGUUAUGAAAGUGUAAUCAUCAAAUAUACCAUUUACACUUAACUGAAUAUAAUAAAAUGGUGAUCUUUUGUCUUCUAGGACAGUCAUAGGUAUUACAAUAUAUAUAUACGGUAAAUUUCAUGGACAAAGCAUCACAUUCACCGGUAAUAUGUUCAUCAGUGUUGCCAAUUACUGAAAAAAUGUUUAUUGGUAACUCAAAAAGACCCGCCUAUUCGGUAUUGAUCCAAACUCGAUAUUGUUGUGUACUAGUCCAUACAAACAUUUCAAUAAGAAAAAUAGAUAAUGAACGUCUCCUUAACGUUCGAGGUUUUACUUUAUUUGAAUUCUUACUAUUUCGGUUUGUUUGCAGUUUGCGAAUUAGGAAUGAAUGCCGUGAAGUAUAUUAAUUUUGAUAAUUUGCAUCAUUUUUCUACUGACUUCGGUGUGUUGUUAAGUAUAUGUUUCAUAGAAAUAUUGAGAGUAAUUUUAGCUAGACGGGGGAAUCUCACUGAAAAAAAGUGGCCAGUGAUACUGGGAAUAUUACUAACGAUUCCAUCUGUGCUAGGUGUUGUGUAUUUAAUGAUUUGGCAAAGUGAAAUAUUACGUUUUGAAUACAUUAUAUGUGCUAUGCAAUUAGGAUUCUGUAUUGCAGAAAUUGUUACUGGGGUAUUGUGUCUCUUUUCUUGUUGUCAAACUCCUGAUUAUUAUUAAUAUUGAAUAAAUAUAUAAGCGUUAGAUUUUUCAAAA